AUGUCUCUUCGCAACUCUGGUCCGGGCUUCCUGAGCGCCAAUACCGGCCCGGGCGUACAGAGUAACUACAAUGCCUCCGGGCCGCAAAUCAACAUCAGCUACUAUACAGGCAGGUUCUUGGUCGAAACAGCAUGUCUACAAACUCUCAGCUUCUCCAACAUUGAUGCGCGUCGUCAGGAUAUUGUUGUGGCCCAUCCUACGACCGGCGAUUGGAUCUUUGAGACCGAAGAAUUUCGGCACUGGCGCGACCGCACUUCUAUUCUAAGACACAAUGGAGUGCUUUGGAUCAAAGGCCAUCCCGGAACCGGAAAAUCGACGCUGAUGAAACAUAUCUGGAGACAUUGUCAGCGACAGUUUCAGGACCGUACAAUUGCGACUUACUUCUUCUACGCUCGAGGUGAGUCGCGGCCACUCAUUAUUCUUGCCGAUGCCUUGGACGAAUGCAAUGAGUCACAAGUUCGAGAUGUUGUGCGGUUUCUUGAACAACUGAGUAUUGCCUGCGUCAGCAAUGAGCUCAACGUUUGCGUUUGUCUAUCGAGUCGCCAUUAUCCAAACAUCACUAUGGCAAAAUAUCAAAAGCUUGUGGUAGAAGGUAUGAAAGGACAUGGCGCGGAUAUUGCCAUAUACGUCCACGACAACCUGACGAAGUCGAACCAGGAUAUUGAGAAGCAGGUUCUCAAAAAGGCAUCCGGUAUCUUCAUGUGGGUCGUGCUCGUCGUCGCCAUGCUGAACAAAGCAUAUGACGAGGGCAAGGUCGAAGCAAGGGAGCAGAAGUUGCGCGAAGUGCCCAGUGACCUUGACGGCCUGUUCUCGACAAUCCUAAGCAAGGAAAAUCCGGAUAAAGAAGAGACGAUCUUAAUGCUGCAGUGGCGGCGCAUAACCCACUCUUCGAGAGGGCUGAUCGAGGUCCGUAACGCACACAGGGUUCAAUUCAUCCACGAAUCUGUCAAAGAUUUCCUCGUACGAAAUCGACGACUUCAGAGUCUGGACCCGGCGCUUGAAUCCGAUGCCAUUGGUCGAUCUCAUGAUCGUUUGAAAAAUUGCUGUCUGUCAUUCAUCCGUUUUGUCGCUCCAGUAGUGGAUAAUAUGGAUGAGUUAUCGAUGAUCAUGCACGAGAUUCUUGUCGAGCAUGCCGCCGAUAUUUACCCACAAGGCUGGGACUACAACUCUGCCUUUUAUGCCUCUGUAUGCAAUGACGACACAGAGAUGUUAAGGCUUCUUUACGAACACGGCGCCGAUCCUAAUGGCUGGCACGGGGAGAAUACCCCGCUCCAUAUUGCUAUACAACGGUACGAAAAAUCGACAGAGGUUGUGAAACUUCUUCUCGAUUACGGUGCCGAUGUUAAUGCGACAAAGUUAUAUCGCGGUACCCCGCUACGGCAGGUCCUUGGAGAGGAACGUGUCAACCAACGGCCUAUUUCUGUGGUUAUAGAGCUAAUGAAACUUUUGCUCGACCGCGGCGCAGAUGUUAACGCAAGCUACAUUAACGCAAGCUAUGUGUACGACGCCAGCAACGCACUCCACGAUGCCAUACAACGUAGAAUGAAAGAGGUUGUCGGACUUCUUCUCGAUCGCGGCGCAGAUAUUAACGCGAAAGGGGGUGAAUACGGUACCGCGCUACAGGCUGCUGCAUAUGCAGCAUAUCGUGGAAACACGGAAAUCGUAAGACUGCUUCUCGAGCGCAGCGCCGACGUCAACACGCAAGGCAGAGAAUAUGGUACCGCGCUACAAACUGCUGCGACUGCAUAUUUUCCGUGGGGGGAGCCGCGGGCGAGAGAUGACCCGAGAGAUGUUGCAAAGUUACUUCUCGAGCACGGCGCCGAUGUUAACGCCCAAGGUGGGAGAUACGGUAAAGCACUACAGGCAGCUAUAUUAAAGCGUCGGGAGGAUAUAGCGGUACUUCUUGUCGAUUUCGGCGCUGAUAUAAGUACUCUGCAGCCUGCUGCGGAUUUUAUAUUCCUUUCACGCGAGUUCGAACGUAGAAGGGACGAUAUUACGAAGAUGUUUCCCGACAACGGCGUCGUUACCAUUAAAAGCAAAGGGAAAUACGGUUCCGCUCUUCAGAUGGCUAUAUUGCAAGAUUAUCCCCGCUUUGCAACUGUUCUCAUCAAACACGGGGCCGAUGUCAAUUACCGCACUGAACUACUUGGCCCCCCGUUAAUAUUGGCUAUACCAGAGGACAACUUGAAGAUAGCAACGGUUUUGCUUGAGCAUAGUGCUGAUGUCAACGGAGAGCACGGAGAGUUUGGCGCCGCUUUACAGUGGGCUGUAUGCGUGAGCCCGCACAACGAGUUUGUGACUCUUCUUAUUGAGCACGGCGCAAACGUCCAUGCAAGAGGUGGAAAAUACGGUAGUGCGUUGCAGGCGGCUAGAGUUGCGGGUCGUAUAGAUAUUGAACUUCUUCGCGAGCAUGGCGCUACUGAAUAG
This is a messenger RNA of Sordaria macrospora k-hell, 2427 nucleotides long. RefSeq lists its product as uncharacterized. The record is from RefSeq and is a predicted model, not a curated record. NCBI's taxonomy places the organism in Eukaryota, Fungi, Ascomycota, Sordariomycetes, Sordariales, Sordariaceae. Gene Ontology annotation, molecular function: protein binding.